Cylicocyclus nassatus is the source of this 954-nucleotide messenger RNA. NCBI's taxonomy places the organism in Eukaryota, Metazoa, Nematoda, Chromadorea, Rhabditida, Strongylidae. The record is from the annotation of a GenBank genome assembly.
AUGAUGCUGGUCACUUCCAUACUUUCACUUGUUCGAUCAAUUGCACAGAACAACUCCUCAGAUGUUCCUACGCAUUCCAUUCCCUCAACAAACCUCAGUAGCCAACCUCGCUAUACUGAUGAGCAGAGAUUACUGUACCAUCUAUUGAAGGACUACGAAAAAGCUGUACGGCCAGUGCGGAAUGCUUCUGAUACUGUGACCGUACGGCUGGGAAUGACAAUGACAAAUAUUUUCGAUAUGGAUGAGAGGAAUCAAGUUCUUACCAUUAAUGUUUGGCUAGACCAGGAAUGGAAUGACGAGCUGCUGCGAUGGAAUCCAGCAGAUUUCGGAGGCAUCAAAAUGAUACGAAUCCCAUGUGAUUUGAUUUGGCUUCCCGACAUAGUGCUGUACAACAAUGCCGACGAUUAUACUUCUGGCUAUAUGCGCUCGAGGGCCAUGAUACUCUACACGGGGACGGUGUUUUGGCCUCCUCCGACACAGUUACGAAGCACUUGUAAAGUGGAUGUGUCGAUGUUCCCAUUUGAUGAGCAAAAGUGCUCGCUAAAAUUUGGCUCAUGGAGCUAUCACGGAUUUCAAGUGGACGUCACAAACAGAAGCACCAACAUCGAUUUGUCGAACUACGUCAUUUCUGGAGAGUUCGAAUUAGUCAAGGUCUAUCAAAAACGACGAGUUGUGAAGUACACGUGUUGUCCAGAGCCCUACCCGGACCUUACAUUCUUCAUUUAUAUCAGACGAAGAACUCUGUACUAUCUUUACAAUAUCGUCUUUCCAUGCGCGAUGAUGUCGGUGCUGACUUUAUUGGUAUUUCUGCUUCCACCAGACUCUGGUGAAAAAAUCGCGUUAGGCAUCACAGUACUGCUUGCCUUUUCCGUUUUUGUGUUGGCAAUAGCUGAAAAGAUGCCAGAAACAUCGGAUGCGAUGCCUGAUGACAGUUUUGGUCAGUUGCUUUUUUAA